Paramecium tetraurelia is the source of this 648-nucleotide messenger RNA. RefSeq lists its product as uncharacterized. The record is from RefSeq and is a predicted model, not a curated record. NCBI's taxonomy places the organism in Eukaryota, Ciliophora, Oligohymenophorea, Peniculida, Parameciidae. The transcript has 3 exons.
AUGGACACUACUCAAUUAAAGACUAAAGUUCUCUAUGAGUAUACUAAAAAAAACAAAUCAUUAUUGGAUGAGUGGUCAGAAAAGACAGUCUAGGCAUUCUUAGAACAGACUAAAAAAUUCACAGAAGAAAUGUAUUCAGGAAAUCUAACCAUGGUUGAUGAUGGAUACAAUGAUACAUAGGAGUAAUUACAAAUACUUGAGAACUUAUUUAAGAAUUUUACAAAAACAAAGGGCGAUAUUCAUCAUAAAUUGAGAAUUUCAUAUUCAAUAGCUAGAAGGUUGUAUAUGGAAAAUUUAUAAAAAAGAGUCUUCAAAGCACUCAGACAAUAAACAAAAUACUAACUUUAUAUUCGCAGGAUGAAGAUAUUUGCAGCUAGUUACUCCAAAUUGAGAGUACCAAGGUAAAUAUUUACUAGUUGGAGAAAACAAGCUCGGAAUAAGACUAGAUAAGAAAUUCUUCAUUAAGUUAAUAGGAAAACUGAUAACGAAAUACUAUAAAUGUAGAAGGAAUAUGAAUAGUUGAUCACAUAAUUAGAGAAUGUGUUGGAGAAGAAGUUGAUUGAAUUAAAAGUAGAAGAAGAAUAACACAAAGAAUUAGUAUUAAGAUAUGAUGGCAUUGUUGAAAAGCGCACAGCCAUCAAACACUGA